AAUUAGAUAUAUCUGAGCACUUGAAAAACUUACACGGUUUUUAGAGGUUUUAUUCCAGCGAUUGUUUUCAAUUGCGUAUUUAUCAGAUGUGUGGUGUAGAAGUAUAAAAUUGGAUGUGAAUCGAGUGGGGGAAUUGGUAAGUAAACAUGGCUCGAGCGAAGACUCUCGCAAGUCGACCAUAGUUGUGAGAACUCCCAUUCUUGUGACCACCAGCGUCGCGAAAACGUUAGUCGCCUUCAUUCGGAAACACAAGAAACCCUUCGUGCACCGCGUGCAUGCCUUGGCGGGGCAAAGCCUCGCAUUUCGGGUAGUUACAGCAAAUCCUUGAACGGAAUAAGACUAUUCCAUGGGUUGCACGUCUGGCUUACACUAAGCCUGAGAUUCGGGCUCGUUACAAGGUGGGCUUCCAAAGAACCUGAGUUGCUCAAAACAUUCAGAAGCAACUGGCGGUGGGAUAUUGGAUCAGCUGAAGGCAACCGAAGCGGCCAUAUGUAGUGGGUCUAUUCAAAGACAAACUAAUAAUGCAGAGCGUCACAACGCACAGGGCCUUGUUCCCGCUUAGCGUAUUCGAGACAAUCACGGAGGCAACUCAGAAGAUUGAUAAAUAUCUAAUAUGCCUUCAGAUGUUCUUCCUUUCAAUGUGUUAUUGCCUUAAGGCCUGUGACGAAACAGAUUUCUUUGGAAAACCUGACGAUACUCUUUCUGAGGCAGCUACUGUGAUCGUAAUUUGGCGGAUUCUUUUCGAGUUCGUUGGUCCUCUUCCUGGAAAAUAUGCAAGAAUAUGGAACGUGAGUGAUUUAGGUGGCAAUCCAUUUCUAUAA
Messenger RNA from Gryllus bimaculatus (two-spotted cricket), 821 nucleotides. The record is from the annotation of a GenBank genome assembly. NCBI's taxonomy places the organism in Eukaryota, Metazoa, Arthropoda, Insecta, Orthoptera, Gryllidae.